Messenger RNA from Drosophila innubila, 4001 nucleotides. RefSeq names its product pyruvate carboxylase, mitochondrial-like. The coding region runs from base 208 to 3801 and encodes 1197 amino acids. Gene Ontology annotation, cellular component: cytoplasm. The record is from RefSeq and is a predicted model, not a curated record. Lineage: Eukaryota; Metazoa; Arthropoda; Insecta; Diptera; Drosophilidae. Gene Ontology annotation, molecular function: ATP binding; metal ion binding; pyruvate carboxylase activity. The transcript has 8 exons. Gene Ontology annotation, biological process: pyruvate metabolic process; gluconeogenesis.
AGACGUCGUCCGUCAGUUGGAUGUUCAGCUUUGGUGCUUGCCGUACGCAGAGUUCGAGCUCCCGGGCAGAAGUAGAAGCUGAAGCACAGAAACAGUUGUGAAGUGAAGUGAAGUCAACGUAAUCGUACCGAGGUGUUCUACCUUCCUAAACAGAACCUAAACGCACAUACACACAGCUACUAUAUCGGCAAUUAAAGAGCUUACACAAUGUUCCUGCCGGAGUCCCAAGCCGCCUUCAGGACCUUGCGCAAGGCGAUUCCUCGCGUAAGGCUCUACUUUAUCAAUAAGAAUGCCUACUCCACCCAGGUGGAAUACAAACCCAUAAGAUCGGUGCUGGUGGCCAAUCGUGGUGAGAUUGCCAUUCGUGUAUUCCGAGCAUGUACUGAAUUGGGUAUCAAGUCGGUAGCCGUCUAUUCGGAGCAGGACAAAAUGCACAUGCAUCGCCAGAAAGCCGACGAAUCGUAUAUGGUCGGCAAGGGACUUCCUCCUGUGGAGGCCUACCUAAACAUUCCAGAGAUCAUUCGCGUGUGCAAGGAGAACGACAUUGAUGCAGUGCAUCCCGGUUAUGGAUUCUUGUCCGAACGCAGUGAUUUUGCUCAGGCUGUAAUCGAUGCUGGCCUUCGAUUCAUCGGUCCAUCUCCAAAUGUGGUGCAGAACAUGGGUGACAAAGUGGCUGCCCGUAUUGCAGCAAUUGAGGCUGGUGUCCCCAUUGUGCCGGGUACAGACGGUCCAGUAACAUCCAAAGAAGAAGCUUUGUCAUUCUGUCAAAAACAUGGCCUUCCAGUGAUAUUCAAAGCAGCCUACGGCGGAGGAGGUCGCGGCAUGCGUGUGGUCCGUAAAAUGGAGGAGGUUGAAGAGAGUUUCCAACGUGCCAGCUCCGAGGCUAAGGCCGCCUUUGGUAACGGCGCCAUGUUUAUUGAAAAAUUUAUAGAACGACCUCGCCACAUUGAAGUCCAACUGCUCGGUGACAAGGCCGGAAAUGUUGUACAUCUAUUCGAACGUGAUUGCUCCGUGCAGCGUCGUCACCAAAAGGUUGUCGAGAUCGCACCUGCUCCCCGACUGCCCAUCGAGAUCAGAGAUAAGAUGACUGAGGCGGCUGUACGUCUAGCCAGACACGUGGGAUACGAGAACGCAGGCACUGUGGAGUUCUUGUGUGAUGAAUCCGGAAACUUCUACUUCAUCGAAGUGAAUGCCAGGUUACAGGUGGAGCACACAGUCACGGAAGAAAUCACGGGCAUCGAUCUGGUUCAGUCUCAAAUACGCAUUGCCGAAGGAAUGACCCUUAAUGAGCUAGGACUCACCCAGGAGAAAAUAGUUCCCCGAGGAUUUGCCAUUCAGUGUCGCGUCACUACCGAAGAUCCCGCCAACGACUUCCAGCCCAACACUGGCCGCCUUGAAGUUUUCCGCUCCGGAGAGGGCAUGGGCAUCCGUCUGGACAGUGCCUCCACUUACGCUGGUGCCAUCAUUUCGCCCUACUACGACUCGCUGCUGGUCAAGGUGAUUUCCCAUGCAAGUGAUCUUCAAAGUUCAGCUGCGAAAAUGAAUCGAGCACUGCGCGAGUUCCGUAUUCGUGGCGUCAAGACAAAUAUUCCUUUCCUCCUGAAUGUGCUGGAGAAUCAAAAGUUCCUGCACGGUGUGCUGGACACGUACUUCAUAGAUGAGCAUCCGCAGCUCUUUAAAUUCAGUACUACCCAGAAUCGUGCUCAGAAACUAUUAAACUACUUGGGUGAAGUGUUGGUAAACGGACCACAAACGCCACUGGCGACCAACUUGAAGCCUGCGGAGGUGAAUCCUCAUGUUCCCACAGUGCCAUUGGACCUGUCUCCGGAAGCGUUAGAACGUGAAAAAAACGGAGAGGCGAAAGUGACGGAACCGCCACAAGGUCUACGUGACAUUAUUGUGCGAGAAGGACCAGAAGCCUUUGCAAAGGAAGUGCGCUCCAGAAAGAACCUGAUGCUGAUGGACACCACAUUCCGAGAUGCCCAUCAGUCACUGUUGGCGACGCGUGUUCGCACCCACGAUCUGCUGAAGAUAUCGCCAUAUGUGGCGCACAAGUUCAACAAUCUCUACUCCCUGGAGAACUGGGGAGGAGCUACAUUUGAUGUGGCCCUACGAUUCCUGCACGAGUGCCCAUGGGAACGCCUGGAGGAGAUGCGGAAGCGCAUUCCGAAUAUACCAUUCCAAAUGUUACUGCGCGGUGCCAAUGCCGUUGGCUACACCAGCUACCCAGACAAUGUGGUCUACAAAUUCUGUGAACUCGCGGUGCAAACUGGCAUGGAUAUUUUCCGAGUUUUCGACUCCCUCAACUACUUGCCGAACUUGAUCAUUGGCAUGGAGGCGGCGGGAAAGGCGGGCGGAGUUGUGGAGGCUGCCAUCUCGUACACAGGAGACGUGAGUGAUCCCAAGCGCACCAAGUACGAUCUGAAGUACUAUACUAACUUGGCUGAUGAGCUUGUCAAGGCCGGAACACAUGUCCUGUGCAUCAAGGAUAUGGCGGGUCUUUUGAAACCCGAAUCAGCGAGGUUGCUAAUCACUGCCAUCCGGGACAAGCAUCCGGACUUGCCAAUUCAUGUUCAUACUCAUGACACUUCUGGAGCGGGUGUUGCCUCUAUGCUCUCUUGUGCCCAAGCCGGAGCAGAUGUUGUCGACGUGGCUGUGGAUUCCAUGUCCGGCAUGACCUCGCAACCCAGUAUGGGAGCUGUGGUUGCGUCGUUGCAGGGAACUCCCUUGGACACACAGUUGGACUUGCGUGAUGUUUCCGAGUACUCGGCCUAUUGGGAACAGACCCGAACAUUAUACGGACCCUUCGAAUGCACCACCACGAUGCGUUCGGGCAAUGCCGAUGUUUACCUUAACGAAAUUCCCGGAGGGCAGUAUACGAAUCUGCAGUUCCAGGCCUUCUCACUGGGUCUGGGCGACUUCUUUGAGGAUGUGAAGAAAGCUUACAGAGAAGCCAAUUUCCUGCUGGGAGACAUUAUUAAAGUCACACCAUCGUCCAAGGUUGUCGGUGACUUGGCACAGUUCAUGGUACAGAAUCAUCUGACAAGUGAACAGGUGCUGGAAAGGGCUGAGGAGCUCUCGUUCCCCAAGUCGGUGCUUGAGUACCUCCAAGGCUACAUCGGCAUCCCGUACGGCGGCUUUCCUGAACCACUGCGGUCACGUGUUCUGAAGGACAUGCCUCGCAUUGAAGGACGACCAGGAGCUAAGAUGGAACCCUUGGACUUUGAUAAGCUGAAGGCUGAACUGAGCGAAUCUCAUGCCAACAUCACUGAUCGAGAUGUCGUAUCGGCAGCUCUUUAUCCUCAAGUAACCAACGAAUAUUUGCAUUACCGUGAGAAAUACGGCCCUGUCGACAAGCUGGACACACGCAUGUUCCUUACGGGUCCAAAGGUGGGCGAAGAAUUCGAGGUGUCUCUGGAACGCGGCAAGACAUUGAGCAUGAAGGCAUUGGCCAUGGCUGCCGAUCUCAAAGCGAACGGAAAUCGCGAGGUCUUCUUUGAAUUGAACGGACAACUGCGCUCCGUCCACAUUCCCGACAAGGAGGCAAUGAAGGAAAUUCGUGUGCAUCCCAAGGCCAAUAAGACGUUGAAGAGUGAAGUGGGAGCUCCAAUGCCAGGAGAUGUCAUUGAUAUUCGCGUCGAGGUGGGCGACAGAGUCGAAAAGGGUCAUCCUCUGGUUGUGCUCUCAGCGAUGAAGAUGGAAAUGGUUGUUCAGUCACCAAUCUCCGGAGUUGUCAAGAAAUUGGAAAUCACGAAGGGCAUGAAACUGGAGGGCGAUGAUCUAAUCAUGAUCAUUGAGUAAAUGCACACGAAGAUAGUCAAUAUGUGUAUAUAUCUAUGCCUAUACCAUAUACAUAAAUGUUGAGCGUGUUAUCAUCGUAUCAACAAAAUUGAAAUCUAUUACCUUAAGUCAAACGAUGAAUGAUAAAUCUUGUUUCCCUUUUAUAUUUUAUAUGCGUGUAUUUGUGUAUGCAUAAAUACAUAUGCUUGUAUGUAUGUAUA